GGCGGCGACGGCUGCGACCCAGACAUCUGGGACUGUUGUUGUUCGUUCCCUGCCCGCCAGCCUGCCCGCCUCGGUCCGUUCCCGCGGACACCGGACCUGAUCUGCUCCCGGGGGGGGCUGGCGGGGUGCUGCCGGUUGCGUUCCCACCCUCUCUCUUGGGUCACUGAAGCUGUGGCUGGAGCUGGCGCUCACGUCCUCGCGCGGUCGGUCUCGGAUGCCCUGCAGUGAGGAGGGGGCGCCCGGACCCUGGUGAGCGCACCCAGAUCCCCCUUCCUCCCUCCCUCCGGACUCGGUGUCUUGGCCGGCCUCCUUCACUCAGAUCCGCACACCCAUCUGUCUACCAUGGCUGAAAACGCAGAGGGCGAUCUGAACUCCAACUUGCUCCACGCCCCCUGCCGUACUGGGGACCCUCAGCUGGAUACGGCCAUCGGCCAGUGGCUCCGGUGGGACAAGAAUCCCAAAACAAAAGAGCAGAUUGAAAAUCUGUUACGGAAUGGGAUGAACAAGGAAUUGCGAGACCGUCUUUGUUGCCGAAUGACUUUUGGGACUGCGGGACUUCGAUCUGCCAUGGGGGCGGGAUUUUGCUAUAUUAAUGACCUCACAGUAAUACAGUCAACGCAGGGGAUGUACAGAUACCUGGAAAGAUGCUUCUCAGACUUCAAGCAGAGAGGGUUUGUUGUUGGGUAUGAUACUCGCGGUCAGGUAACCAGCAGCUGCAGCAGCCAGAGGCUUGCUAAACUCACUGCUGCAGUCUUACUGGCUAAAGACGUUCCUGUUUACCUUUUUUCAAGAUAUGUUCCUACACCUUUUGUACCGUAUGCAGUGCAAGAACUCAAAGCAGUUGCAGGGGUGAUGAUUACGGCGUCUCACAACCGCAAGGAGGACAACGGGUACAAGGUUUAUUGGGAAACUGGUGCUCAAAUCACAUCUCCUCAUGAUAAAGAAAUUCUGAAAUGUAUAGAGGAGUGUGUGGAACCCUGGAAUGGUUCCUGGAAUGAUAACUUGGUGGACACCAGCCCCUUGAAGAAAGAUCCUCUGCAGGACAUUUGCAAGAGAUACCUGGAAGAUCUGAAAAAAAUCUGUUUUUACAGGGAAUUGAACUCCAAAACCACUUUGAAAUUUGUACAUUCGUCCUUUCAUGGAGUUGGACAUGAUUAUGUGCAGUUGGCUUUUCAAGUGUUUGGUUUUAACCCUCCCAUUCCAGUCCCGGAACAAAAAGACCCAGAUCCAGACUUCUCUACCGUCAAAUGCCCAAACCCGGAAGAAGGAGAAUCUGUGCUGGAACUCUCCCUAAGACUGGCAGAGAAAGAAAAUGCUCGAAUUGUACUAGCCACAGACCCUGAUGCAGACCGACUGGCCGUGGCAGAACUGCAGGAGAAUGGUCAAUGGAAAGUUUUCACGGGGAAUGAGUUGGCAGCAUUGUUUGGGUGGUGGAUGUUUGAUUGCUGGAAGAAAAAUAAGUCAAGAAAUGCUGAUGUGAAGAAUGUUUAUAUGCUGGCCACCACCGUCUCUUCUAAAAUUUUAAAAGCAAUUGCACUUAAAGAAGGAUUUCAUUUUGAAGAAACAUUACCAGGCUUUAAGUGGAUUGGAAGUAGGAUAAAAGACCUCCUGGAAAAUGGGAAAGAAGUCCUUUUUGCAUUUGAAGAGUCUAUUGGCUUCCUGUGUGGAACCUCAGUGCUGGAUAAGGAUGGGGUGAGCGCGGCCGCUGUUGUUGCCGAGAUGGCGUCCUUCCUGGAAACCAGGAGCACCACACUCCAGGAGCAGCUGAGUAAUGUUUAUCAACUAUAUGGUUAUCACAUGUCAAAAACUUCAUAUUUCUUGUGCUAUGAUCCACCUACCAUAAAAACUAUAUUUGAGAGGAUUCGCAAUUUUGAGUCUCCCAAGGAAUAUCCAAAAUUUUGUGGGACAUUUGCUAUAUUGCAUGUACGGGACAUUACCACUGGUUAUGACAGCAGCCAGCCUAAUAAAAAAUCAGUGCUGCCUGUGAGUAAAAGCAGCCAAAUGAUUACAUUUACUUUUCAAAAUGGCUGCGUGGCUACUCUUCGUACAAGCGGGACAGAACCAAAGAUAAAGUAUUACGCAGAGAUGUGUGCGUCACCCGACCAAAGUGAUACUGCCUUAUUGGAAGAAGAACUGAAGAAACUCAUUGAGGCUCUGAUAGAGAAUUUUCUUGAACCCAGUAAGAAUGGACUGAUCUGGCGCUCUGUGUAGGCCCACCAAUAUGUCAAGACUUUGCUCUUGAGUAUGGGACAGAAUGUCCAAGAACUCUGUGAAUUGAACCCUGUUUUAGAAUUCUCUCUCAUCUGGCCAAGUAUCUUUCCCUUUUUCUUUUCUUUCCACUGUUCAGCUGGUUAAACUGUAUAAAUUUGAAAUGAAAAUAUCUAGAGGGAUAUAAUUCAAGAAUUUUAUCUUGAAUGAAAAUAAUUAGAUUAAGAGUAUUAAAGUGACACAUCAUUCUUUAACAUAAACAAAGUACAAAAGUAAGCUUUCUUAGUGAACUGUGGUUAUGCUUAGUUCCUUAUAUUGUAAUUGUGUAUAGCAUGGUUUAAAAAAAGAGUCAAAUGGAUGUUAUAUAAUUAUAGGGUUAGUUAAGGAAAUUAGUCCUUAAAGGUAGAAAGUCUGUAGUACUGUUUAUAGUCCAUUAUGGAAAAACCAUCACUGUUAUGUUAUAGGCAUUGACUUUCAAAUUGUUAGCCCAGCUUGGUGACACAUUCCUGUAGUUACAGCCCUUAGAUGGCUGAGGCAGGAGGAUCUUCAGUUAGUUCAAGGCGAGCCUGGGCUACAUAGAAAGAUUUUUGUCAAAAUGAAGUAUUUAGGUUUGCUAAUUUAAGGCACACAUGUGGUUUUGCACCUCUGUUCUGGGUGUCCUUCGUGCAGUGUAUGUUUACUGUAUGUAUUUAAGACUCCGACGUUUACUGAACAUAAAGCAAUAGUGGCAACGCGCUGGUGGCUGUGCCCUUGUCAAGCUUUUCAGUGCCUCCUCAGGGUCUGCUGUGUGCUCAAAUAAUGUUCCUGCAUUGAAUACGAUGUUAUCAGUCAAUUCCCAAAUAAUUAAGGAAAAUCUUCUAACCUAUGUAGGUGCUUUCUCGAUAGAAAACCAAUUUGUUGAGUUUAAGAUUCUGUGGUUUUCAGAAAAAAAAGGUCAAAAUAAAAGCUGACAGUACAGCUAGUUGAAUUCUGUCAGUUAUCAUAACCUUUAAGUAAAGAAAGCAUCUAACUGGGGAAUGUGCUCUGCAUUUGUCUGUUUGAAAGUCUUUUUGAGUUACAUUUAGUCUUUCAUCUGGUGAGGAAGUGCUUAGAACCACAUACCGCCUGCUCCAGUGCCCGUCCUGAGCUGACUCUGGAAGCUGAGCAGGUGAGGCCUGGUUCGUAGCUGGGUGGGAGGUCGUAGGGAUUAGCAAACACGAAAACUGAAGGCUGUUAGGUUCCAAUUUAUUUUAACGUCUUGCUGCCUUCUGUGGAAUUUCUGAUCACUUAAUAUUAAACAUCUCUUUAACGUGGUCAAAAUUUCUUCAGACAAGUCACCUUUAGUUGACCUAAUAGAGAAGUGCUGUUUUGUCUGCUUUAUAUGUGCCUUGUCGUCCAGAAUGCACGUGCGGUAGCUAAAUGCCAAUGACAAGGCCCUGGGGGCAGUCAUUUAAACCAGCUGAAUUAGGAGAUAACAUUGGUAUUAGACCAUUUAUUUCCCCCAAAUAAUAAUGUAAAAGUCAAACUGACUAGAAUGUUAAUUGAAUUGCUCUUUGAGCUGUUACCACUAUCACCUAACUUUGGUUGAGCUCAUAUAAUCCAAAUAAUUUUCCAAUUACUGCAUUGCCACUAUUGUUAAUUUGUUCCUUCCUUAGUUCCUUAUAGCUGGAUCUUAUAUGACUGUAGAUAAUGCUAGUUAAUAUAAAGUGCCAUUUUUCUGUGUGAGCUUAUUUUAAAGGCUUUGUAUUAGAGAAGAAAGAUGGAGAAUUUUUUUUAUUUUAAAAAUGUGUAAAAUAUUUUGUUGCAUUGGCUUUUAGGAAUGUAGGUUGUAACUUAAGAAACGGCAUAUAUUCUACAAAGCAGUAUGAACAAUG
Molecule: messenger RNA, 4061 nt
Organism: Jaculus jaculus (lesser Egyptian jerboa)
Lineage: Eukaryota; Metazoa; Chordata; Mammalia; Rodentia; Dipodidae
Gene: Pgm2l1
Product: phosphoglucomutase 2 like 1
Exons: 14
Coding region: 343-2211 (622 amino acids)
Biological process (GO): carbohydrate metabolic process
Molecular function (GO): intramolecular phosphotransferase activity; glucose-1,6-bisphosphate synthase activity
Source: RefSeq, a predicted model, not a curated record